AUGGCCUGGCUCGCGUCGACCCCGGGCUCUGGCGGCCGAGCCGCGUCCCCCACAGUCUUCGAGCAGCAACGCGAAGAAAUGGUGCGCGAGAUUGCAGUGGGCAUGGAAGGAGUGCUCCAAAACAUCAACCGCCUGAAUCGCAACUUGGAAAGUAUUAUCGCGGUGGGCAAUGAGUUCGGCUCCGUCGAAGCCCUGUGGUCGCAGUUCGAGAACUUCAUGGCUCGGCCCGAUGAAGAGGGUGAAGACAAUGCCAAUGGGAAGCGGAAAGUCAGCGGGGAGAGCGAGGGCAAGGGCAGAUCGAGUGGACAGCCGGGCGAGGGAGAAGGGGAGCCGACUGUGUAG
Penicillium alfredii is the source of this 342-nucleotide messenger RNA. Its product is annotated as DASH complex subunit DAD1. The coding region runs from base 1 to 342 and encodes 113 amino acids. Lineage: Eukaryota; Fungi; Ascomycota; Eurotiomycetes; Eurotiales; Aspergillaceae. The transcript is spliced from 3 exons. Gene Ontology annotation, cellular component: mitotic spindle; DASH complex; spindle microtubule. The record is from RefSeq and is a predicted model, not a curated record.